Messenger RNA from Siniperca chuatsi (mandarin fish), 1827 nucleotides. RefSeq names its product mitochondrial ribosomal protein L20 (gene mrpl20). The record is from RefSeq and is a predicted model, not a curated record. Gene Ontology annotation, biological process: ribosomal large subunit assembly; translation. Gene Ontology annotation, molecular function: rRNA binding; structural constituent of ribosome. NCBI's taxonomy places the organism in Eukaryota, Metazoa, Chordata, Actinopteri, Centrarchiformes, Sinipercidae. The transcript is spliced from 4 exons. The coding region runs from base 266 to 715 and encodes 149 amino acids. Gene Ontology annotation, cellular component: ribosome.
AUCCCCCAUUCGUUUGUUUCCAUCAUGACGCCGGCUAUUUCUUGGUCAGCAAACCCGGGCGGAGCAGAGGACACACGGGCACCGGAUGUCCGGGCUUUUAAAUCGAACGAACCCAGUGCGCCUCUGUCAGUCGUGGUACGGCGUGUGUGGACUCACAUAACAUCGAGUCUCUUUACAGGUGGAGCUGCACUGAGGUCACUUAAUCCAGCAUUUUCAUUGUGUUACAAAGGAGACUGUGGUGCAGUAGUGUACUCGAAGAACAGACAUGGUGUUUUUGACGUUGUCUUGUUGGAUCAGAAGUCGUGGACCUGACAGAUACUGGAAAGUUCAAGAAGUUCUCAAACAUGCACGGCACUUCAGAGGCAGAAAGAACCGGUGCUACAGUCUGGCUGUGCGGGCGGUCAGGAGAGCUUUCGUCUACGCCACUAAAUCUCGGAGGCUCAAGAAACGCAACAUGAGAACGCUCUGGAUCUCACGCAUUGCAGCAGCCUCACGAGAGCACGGCAUGAAGUAUCCCGCCCUUAUGCACAACCUCACCAAGAGCAGCGUUCAGCUAAACCGACGCGUUAUCAGCGACCUGGCCGUCACGGAGCCUCGGUCAUUCCUCUCGCUCGCAAAGCUGGCACAGACUCGCCAACAGGAAGGCUUCCGGGCGGCGUUGGGUGAAGGCAAAGAGCCUCCUGGUGUCUUCUCCCGUGUCGUUUUGCUACAGUAAAGGACUCGAUACAGAUUUCCAGUUGUUAUGUAGUUUAAAGAACAGUGGUCUUGGAUUGUGGAGAUGUUCAUGAAACACACUCACCUCCUUGCUUUACAGUUGUCACUUAAUCUCAGUAUUUUUCAUAUCAAGAUAAAGGUAGUUAAAUAAUUUACUUAAUUUUUGUGACACUUAAUUGAUCACUAUACCGGGGUUGCCUCAUGCUUAACGACCUGUCUUGACAACAGAGUCUGGUCACCAUAUGUAACGUGGGUUGCUUGGUGAAAAAGUGUCGACUCAUGGCGAGGAAUUAACUGGACUGCUGGACCUAAACAAUUGGACAUGGGUGUAUAAUGGAGUCUCACGUGGGUUAUCCCCACGCUGGUUUUUGGUCUUGUUAGGGGGAAUUUAAACAGAGAUACCAACAGAGCAAUGUCCCUGAAGUAGAAAGGGAGGUAAUAUUUUGCUCAAGGACACUCCAGCAGGACAGAUGAUUUGUGUUGCAGUGCCUUGAUCCCUAUGCUACCCUGCCUGCACCCAUGCUGCGAUUGGAUUGUCCAAAAGCUGUGCAUCUAUGAAAAGAGAUUUGACAAAUCUAUAUGACUUUUCCUACCAUUAAGGCAAUAGGCAACUCUUAAAUACUGUUGUGGGUUAUUUUCAGGUGAACCAUUUCAAGUAAAGAAUAUUUCUGCUCUCUUAAGUCAUCACAUGGACAUAAUCACAAUCCAAGAUGGCGGCGACAUUAAACAGCAUACCAAUUGGUAGUCCAGACAGACCUGCUCCUGCUCCAUUCACUGCUUUCAAUCCAACAUCAAUAUCACGAGGGCCAGAGAUUCCCGGCUGCAGUGUUACCAACAAAAUACUCCACCACAGCCCUGCUGAUUACCUCCACUACUGUGAUGGAGGAUCAGUUUCCACAAACCUCCCUGCGUACAUCAUAUGCAGCUUUUGUUAAGUUAUGAUUUGAUGCUGUUUGAUUGUGACUUUUUUUUUUUUUUUUUUGGAGGUUGGGAAGAAGAGUGACCUCUAGCUUUGUCAUGUAAUGACUUUUGUCUCUGUGUAAAUAUGUUUUACCAUUUGUUGGGGUGAGGUUGUCCUCUGAAUGUUUAGUUCAUUAAACAUUUUGAUAUAUA